Vombatus ursinus (common wombat) is the source of this 2999-nucleotide messenger RNA. RefSeq names its product immunoglobulin superfamily member 1-like. The record is from RefSeq and is a predicted model, not a curated record. Gene Ontology annotation, cellular component: plasma membrane. The coding region runs from base 423 to 2315 and encodes 630 amino acids. The transcript is spliced from 15 exons. Lineage: Eukaryota; Metazoa; Chordata; Mammalia; Diprotodontia; Vombatidae.
UCCUUACUCAUCAGGAAGUUAAGAAAUCAGGACUGUAUUUCCAUUUUCCCCUAUCCUGCAACUUCUCCAAAUCCCAGAGUGCAUAGCCUCAUCUCUGGCCAAAACCUCCUCUACUCCUGUCCCAUCCAGGGGUUCUUUUUGUACAAACCUCAUUCUGGACAACGCAUUCAAAGAGGCACACUUGCUGGAGGAGGUCCAGGAACAAUGACCCUUCAAUGCCUCCCCCCUGGGAGGACAGAAUCAAUUCACCAGGAAUGAGUCCAAGUAUGGAAGUGACCUGACCUGCCUGGGCAUCACUCACGAAAAGAGGGCAAGGGAUGAACUCAGUAAGUACACCAAAUGUGGAGCAAAGACACAGUGAGUGUCUGGGACUAAGUUUUGAGUUGAGGCUGGGCAGCCCAGGACAGAGCUGAAGACCCACCAUGGGCCCCACAGUCACUUUCCUGAUCUCCAUUGGGCUGUGUCUGGACUGGGCAGUGAGGGCACAGAUGGACACCCUUCCACGGCCCACCCUCUGGGCCAUCCCAAGUCCUGUGGUCCCCAGGGGAGCAAAUGUGACCCUCAGGUGCCAGGGUCACCUGGGGAGUGACAGAUUCCAGCUCUGGAAGGAUGGAGAGCUCAGAGAUGAGAGAAAUGCAUCCUGGCAGCAGGCAGAGUUCGUGCUCAAGAAUGUGGAUGACUGGAGAGAUGCGAGAAGCUACAGCUGCCGCUCUGGGCAGGGGCCCUGGUGGUCAGAGCUCAGUGAAGCCCUGGCCCUGGUGGUGACAGGAGCCUUCCCCAAACCCGACAUUUCAGCCUCACCCGGAUCCAUGAUAUCCCGAGGGACAACAGUGACCAUCUCGUGCAAAUUUUCAUCCCAGGAUUACCUUCAGGGCUACAGUUUUGCCCUGCUGGAAGCAAAGAGCUUGGAGCCCUUGCAGCGACAGAGCCCUUCAGGGAUCUGGGGUGAAUUCCCAUUUCCGUCUGUGAGGGCUGAGGACAUUGGGAGCUACAGCUGUAUUUACUACAAGAAGGCAGCCCCAUACAAGGGAUCCUAUCCCAGCAAGACCCUGGAGCUGACUGUGCUAGGACAACUCCCCAGGCCCACUCUGUGGGCCCAACCUGGCCUCAUGGUGGCCCCUGGGGCCAACUUCACUCUCUGGUGCUCAAGGCCCAAGCUGUCUUCCCUUGGAGAGGUGACUUUCACUCUGUUGAAGGCUGGGACCCAGGGGCCCUUACAGCAGCAGACCUCAGCAGAUCUCUGGACUAGCUUCCUGCUCCCAUAUGUGAGACCUGAAGACACUGGGAGCUACAGCUGUUCUUACAGGGAAAUGAGAGCAUCUGCUAGAGGAUCAGAGCCCAGUGAGGCCCUGGAGCUGGUGGUACCAGGCUCUCUGCCCAAGCCUUCCCUCUCAGCCAUCCCAGGCCUUGUGGUGGAGCCCGGGACGCAUGUCACUCUCCAGUGCCGGCAGCCCCAUCAGUCAUCCCUCUGGAGGGCGACAUUCACUCUGCUGAAGUUGGGGACCCCCCAGCCCCUGCAGAGCCAGAGCCCAGCUGGGACCUCGGCUGACUUUCCCCUCCUCUCUGUGAGGGCCCAGGAUGCUGGCGACUACAGCUGUGUCUACCACAGGAGGAUGGCUCCACACCAGGUGUCUGAGCCCAGUGAGGUCCUAGUGAUCUGGGUGACAGAUGCACUCCCCAAGCCUUCCCUGUCAUCCUGGCCUGGCCCGGAGGUGGUCUCAGGGGCCAACGUGACCCUGCUGUGCCGGGGGCCUUCGUGGAGGACUAGAUUUAUUCUUCACAAGGAGGGGAGCCCGGAUACCACUCAAGAUGAGGCCCAGUUCUUUCUGACCCAUGUCACUUCCAAGCACUCUGGCAGUUACAGCUGUGGAUACCAACCCGGUGCCAACGGCAGUCUCUGGACACAACCCAGUGACCCUCUGGAGAUUGUAGUGAGAGAGCCCAGUAACACCCUCGUCAUCACCCUCAGCUGUCUUGUCUCCCUCCUUCUCUGCCUUCUCCUGCUGGUCUUCUUCUGCCAUCGAUCCAUCCCUCUAACAGGGGCCUUGCAUGGAGACAGCCUUAGGAGGUCUUUCUGCUGCUCUUGUCGUCCUCGGAGUGUCUGCCUUCCCCCUCACCCUGAAGCCCCCAGAGAUGAGACACUGUAUACGGAAGUGGCGAAGGAGACGCCAAUGGAACCAUCGGUCCCUACGGCUGAAGAUCCCGAGGGAGUGACCUAUGCACAUCUGAACAUAAGAACCUUGAAUAAGAGGCAAGCAGACCCCAAGGAGACACCCACAGAGUCCACAGUCUAUGCCAGUGUCUCCUUAGACUGAGACUUUGGCUACUUUUCAAAAGGAAAGUCUCUCCCUUCCUCUUUUCUCCCGCCCAUAUCUCAUCUGUCCACUAGUAUAUCUUCUUCAAAUCCCCACCACUGAAGCAGCAUGAUGCCUAUUGGGGAUAUCCAUUUUGGCCUACAGUUGUACAGACCAAGGGUAUCUGUCUAUGAUGAUGAGAAACAUACAAGAUAUAUACAGAGUAGAUGGGGGGGUGGGUUAUAAUCUCAGAGAGGAAGUCACUAGCAGUUAUGGGGACCAGGAAAAGGUUUCUGCACUAGGUGGGACUAGAGCUGAGUUUUAAAGGAAACUAGGCAAACUAAGAGGCAGAUUGGAGGGAGGAUCACAGUCCAGGAAUGGGGGACAGCCACUACAAAAGUCUGGAGCUAGGAAACUAUUUUGUGUAAAGACAAAAAAAAAAUCAAUCACCCAAUGUGGCUGGCUCAUGGAGUGAGAGAAAGGAAAUGAAGUGUAAGAAGAUUGGAAAAGUAGGAAGCCACUCAAGUUUAAACCCUCAAAUUAAGAGAGAGAGACAGAGAGACAGAGAGACAGAGAGAGACAGAGAGACAGAGAGAGACAGAGAGAGGAGGGGGGUGGAGAGAGAGAGAGAACGGAGGUUAAGUAAAAUGCAACCAGAUGGCAGUCAUGUCCAAAAAUAAAUGUUUUUGUUCUUUCUGUCCAUUA